Anopheles coustani is the source of this 3609-nucleotide messenger RNA. Its product is annotated as mucin-5AC-like. The record is from RefSeq and is a predicted model, not a curated record. The transcript is spliced from 2 exons. NCBI's taxonomy places the organism in Eukaryota, Metazoa, Arthropoda, Insecta, Diptera, Culicidae. The coding region runs from base 43 to 3231 and encodes 1062 amino acids.
AAUUGUGUUCUCGAUGCUGAAAGUGGCCUUUACUCAUUAAAAAUGUCCUCAAUGCCAUGCCGCAAGUGGUGUGUUCUUUGUUUACACGAUGGCUCUGAGCACGAGCUAUUCGAUGUGUUUUCGGUGAACGAUCUCCGCGAAAGAGUUGCGGAAGAAUAUGAAAUACAGAUAAAAGGGGGCAAUGGUUCUCCAAAAAUCUGUGUUCAGUGUUUUCAAGAAACUUUGACCUUCCGGAAACAACGCAAGUCGUACGAAGCAGACAAGGAACGCGUUUUAAAAAAUCAGAAGCACUUGGAGUCGCAAUUGGUUCGUGGUGGUAGAGAAAAAACGUCUUCUCGUUUACGUAGUAUUCUCGAUGGAACACUAACAUUGAUACCAAAUGCCAGCACUGAGAAGGUGUCAUCUCCAUCGAAUAAAGAGUCUUCGAGUAAAAAAAGCGAUCCUCGCAGUAUCAACACCCAAAGGAAUGAUGGGCUGGCGUCAGGCAGCAAACAAAACAGUAGCCAGAAAAUUAAGUCUAAAGAAAAAACUAAUUCUACCUCUGGGAGUACGAACGUGGAGAGAAACAAACAUAUUAGCGGACAUGAUACAAGCGAUUCACAGAAGCGAAACAAUGGAUCAAUGACAAAAGACGGGAUCGCUGCCUCUGGGUCUAAUUCCAAGUCUACGUUGGAGAAUAGGAAGCGUGUGCGAUUUAGCAUUAAUGAUGACACGUAUCAGGAUCCGCAGAAGAAAUUGAAAUUUUCGGAAUUUGUAGCGAAAUCCGACGCAUCUUCCAAGAAUCAAGGGCCGCAAAAGUUUCAUGAUAAGAAACUAUCGAGUAACCGUGAACAUUCUGACCUACCGCCAACCAAAGGUCCAGAUUCGAAGAAAGAUGAGCCGAAACAUCCCACUCCACUCUCAAAUAUCUCUGGACAAAGUGCUGAAAAAACGGUAACUAAAUCUACCACGGACAAAAACAGCUUUGGAUCCGGCAUGAAGCAACAGCAGCAAAGUAACAACAGCACACUCACUCGACAACGGUCGGAUUCGCCCGGUAGUGCUUCAAAGAAAGCAACGGGUUCGAAAGAAUCUUCCAAAAAAUCUUCGUCAACUUAUUCUGGACUUAAAAUUAAACUACAGCUAGGAAAACAAAAAACCUCCCCUGCUUCAUCCAGCAAAAGCUCUUCGAAAAGUAGUUCAAAUGGAACGAAGCAAAAGAGACCUGAUACUAACACAACCAAGGUUUCCACCCCGGUGAAUGUGGGUGCUUCUGCGCCGACUUCCAUUCAACCUAAACCCACUUUAGUGCCAAUAAUAAGUGGGCCCACUCGUUCUAUCGACCUUGUUCCCGAAAAUAAUCAACUACACCCGGCACCGGCAAUGAAUACACCAUCGUUUCCUGUUGCGAUCGGACAAAUCCCGCCCAGACCCACCAACGAUCCCUCUAGCGAUAGUCAAUUACAACCGGUGUCAGUUGCAAAUACUCCCAAGGUUGUAGUACCGAUUGGCCAAAUUCAACCUAGCUCCACACAGAGUUUUACUUCUGGUGAAAGUCAACCAAACUCGAUAUCAGUUGCAAAUUCUCCCAGUGUUGUGGUUCCCAUUGGCCAAAUCCAACCCAGAUUCCUUACAAAUCCUGUUCCAGGUGAAACUCAACUACGCCAGAUAACGGUAGCGAAUACAGGCACGGGUUUGGUACCAAUUGGUCAGCUUCAAACCAGCAAUACAGCCACAACAGUGGCGGUUUCGUGGAGUUUCAAUAGUACUCCAGCAAUCAGUAACGUAUAUUCCAGCGCAACAGUUCCACUGCUAACUUCCUUGGUAAAUGCAACCAAUUCAACACCUCUCAUCGAUCUGAAUCAAAACAUUUCGCGUGGCGAUGUUUCUGCGCCGGCCCUGGUAUUGAAACCUGCAUCCAUAAGCACGACCAGUGCAGAAACUAACCCGAUGGGGUGCUUGACACUUACAUCCGUUAGCCCUUGGCAACCUUCAAAUGUGUCGACCAUCACAUCGUGCCCAAUAGUUACUCCCGUUUCCGGGAAGCUUCAACAACGAAGCAACGUAAUAGUAACAACGACAGCGUUGCCACUGACAAAGGUAGCAUCUCCAGUGUUACCACUGACAACAGUAGCAUCUCCAGUGUUGCCACAGACUACGGUAGCAUCUCCAGCGUUGGCACUGACAACGGUAGCACCUCCAGCCGGCCAAGUAUCGACAAAUGCAAUGUUGGUUUCUUCACACCAGGAAACAACAACUACAUCCGUCGCACCAGGAGAAAACACGGACAGCCAAUCGUCGAAUGUGGGAAUUAAGAAACGUCGACACAGUACCUUCAUAAGAGUUAGCACAAACUUGUUUGACGAACCGGAUGCGCAGUUUGCCAGUCUUCGGAAUAAUUUGUUUGUGCGCAAUAACGAACAGGCUACUACAUCGUUGCAAAAUAGACCUAUUAUUUUAAAUAGCUUGUUGCACUCGACAGCGAAUGCUCCAGGCCAGACCAGUUUACCGAUUAGAACGCAGGCAAAUAAUUCCUAUCAACUCGGGGUAUCCUCUGGAGGUCUCCUGUUUUCAAAUGUUUCGUCUCAGCAUCAAAUAACCCGAACCAGAGUCCAUGACGAAACUACAAUACCAGUACAUGUCCUGUACAAACCCUCCAAUAAUCGACCUCAAAGUACAAUCUCCAAUCGCAUGGUUACGCAAAAUCAAAAUCCGCUACCGCGACAGGUUGUUUUGAAUCAACGGAUGAAAGUACCCGUGGUUCAAACUGCAGCUGCCACUAGUGCAAAUCCAACUACUCAGGCGGUACAAAUAACACCAAGAAUGCCUAUUCCGACGCAAACAAGCAACACCAAUGCUACAACCAACAGGUACUUUAUUGUAAAGCAGAGUACGACAGGCAAUGCAGUCAGUACAACAAACAACAUUAACAAUGUGCUACCAACUGGAGUAGUUAGAACAAGUACCGUGACCACCACCGAUGUGAAUCGAUCUGUCCAAAAUGCCCCCUGGAACCCUGUGAAUUCUGUAACCAAUCCUCCGCAGCAUCGACCAAUUUUAAUGUGUCAACUUUGCGCUGAAUUCUUCCUUACUGAGCCAUUGAUGGGGCAACAUUUAAAUCAGGUGCAUUUUGUCGAAUUCUCCCGAUCAUUGUUUUCGACGGUGUACGAUGAAAGCAUUAGAAAGUUAUUAGUUGCCCGUGCACGACGUAAGUCGAUCGCUACUCCUGAUGAUUUGAGAUCUGAACGUUAGGAAUUCUCAUAAAGCAGUAUGGAUACGGUUUGACAAAACUGUAAAAACUAAUUUGCUUUGCAUAAUAUUAUUCAGACUUUUUUUUCUAUCAUUGUAUUUUUUUAAUUUUUUUUAUUUGCAAUUGCUCUCUAGAGUAACUUAAUCAUGAAUUUUAAGACAAUAGCAGCAACCGGUUCAUGUUGAUCGCGAAUUUUGUAACACGAUUACAUUUUAUCUUUCCUGUUACUGUAUCGCAAAUCGAAUACUCCUGGGACGUUAAGUAUUUUCGGGGAAACAUUCCCAGGUGUUUCAACCUGGCGAACAUUUUCUUUACCGGUUGAGAUUAGAUGAUGAAAUGAAAUCGAAAUAUAAUAAUGAAUUUGUUAUGAUCAUUUAAAA